AUGGCCCCGAACGCCAACGAUAUACCCGCAAACGUCGGCGUCAAACAGGUCCCGGUCGACCCGCUUGAUGAAGAUUUCGGCUUCCAGCCCGAAGAUGUCGUCGUGUCCGGCUUUUCCGGUCGGUUCCCCGAGUGCGACAGCAUCGACGAGCUCCGCGAAAACUUGUACGCCGGCGUGGACAUGGUUAACGACAACCCGACCAGAUGGCCUUACGGUAAGGAGCGGACACAGUGAAUUAUUAAGGGGCGGGAUCGGGGAGACAUAUCUUCUCCUUGACAGUUUAUUUUUCAGGAGUUAUAAUAUGUACGCGUUAACGUUCGGGCGAAUCGAAUUAUAAAAUACUUGCGGAAAACACUCGUGUAUAAAUUUAAAAUCGAAUGUUUUUUUUUUUUUGUUUUAGCCUAGGUUGGGUUAGGUUAGCCUAUCUCACUCCUGGGUAAAAUCCUAAACACGCCAAUGAGCGGACGGACCGGUCGACAGAUAAUUUGUCGACGUAAUAUUUUAUGACACGGCGUUAUUUUCUAUACAGCUGUUAGGUUGAUGAGUUUUCGGGUUCAAACGUCAAAACACUCUCGCCAUAACGACCGCGGAGGAAAAAAAUGCAAAAUAAAAUCCCACAAACGCCUGUUUAUGCGAUAUUUUUCAUGUAUGAAAAAAAUAUGUCAGUUGAAAAGUAUAAAUAUCAUACGAGUUUCUUGGGAUCAUUUACUAACCCUGUUGAAAUUUGACAGAAAAUGAUUUCGUAUAAAUAAACAACGUCUCGACGGUUCAAUAUGCAGUUUUUCUCGUUUUCAUUGUACAAACUCGGAGUUUUGCGGUUCACUGUUAAAUUCCAUAAACGUCCACGUAAAAAUAUAUUAAUAACGGACGGCUGCAUAAACGAAUUAUCGAAUUCUUUUGUUUAUCUCCGAAAUUCUAAAAUGCGAUAUCGUUGAGUUUAUUUCUGUAAGACGUCUCCAAUUAUUAUUGUGGAUAAACGCGAAACAUAUUUACCGUUAGUUUUUUCUUGCAAAAAAAAAAAUUUAUUCACUUUUAUAAAUUGUGUUUUUCAUAAAUGUUUUUAUUAUUAUUAUUAUUAUUAUUAUUAUUAUUAUUUUAACUUUUCUAUUAACUGAAUGACCUUUCGUUUAGUAGAACACGUAAAAAUGUUCAUUUCGAUACGUUUUACGAAACUCAAAUAUAUAAUAACGUCGAGUCACGUCUUUAGCGGGUAGGGAGGAAGAGAAGAAGCAUUUUUAUAAUAAAAUAUGUUUUCUAAAAAAAUUUUUUUUUUAAAUUUCGUAUUUAUAAUUUUCUGUACAUAGGCCUGUACGGCGCCAUCAUGAGAACCGGCAAGAUGAAGGAUAUUACACAGUUCGACGCCGAAUUUUUCCAGUAUCCCCCGGCUCUUGCCGAACGUGCCGAUCCGCAACAGAGAAUGUUAUUGGAAGUCGUUUACGAAACAAUUAUCGACGCAGGUAUUCGAUUGAUUUUUUUUUUUUUUAAACAAACCAUAUUACUGUGAGUUCGAAAAUGAUAACGGAACACGGCUACGGUCUCGGGUCAAUAAAAGGGCACACAAUCGACAAUUAUUUACUAAUUGGGGGGGAGGGAGUUUGUGCGACCAAAAGCACUGAUAAGCAUUGUUAAAACUUAUCUUAGUCAUCGGCCAUGCAUGCAUUAGUAAAAUAAAUAACAAAGCGAUACGUUCGAUUAACGAAAUCGCCGUCCACAAAAAAUAUUAACGAUAUUUCGUCCGAAUAAAAAAUGAAAUGAAAUUGAAUAAAUUUUCGUUCCGUAGGGAUUCGAAAAAAAAAAUCGUCUCCUCGUCAAGAAAUCGCGUACUCUACGGUAUAUUUAUUAGUAUAUAUAGCAAUUAGAACAUGUUGAUAUUGUCACAAUAUGUUUUUACACGUUUCUAACAACAUCGGUUAUAACACGUUGUGAGAUUAUAAAUAUUAAUUUUAAAAUAUUGUAAAUUAAGUAUUAUUGGCAUAUUAUGUUUUAUUCCUCGUUCUAAAUGAUAUUUAAAACAACAUAUUUCAAACGUUUUUUAAACAUUAUCGUGACAAUAUUUAAAAUAAUUACUGUCGAAUCGCUCGUUUUGUAAAUAUUUUCCGACUUAAUAAACAGUGGUCAAUCCAGACAAUUUUUUCGGGGGGGGAGAGGGCAUUACUUAGAUUAUUGUAAUGAUUUUUUGCUUAUAUACCCUCUUACCGUUCAAAUCUGUUUUAUUGUUUAAUUCAUUAUUAAUUCACCCACAUUUAACAGGAAGGCUAUUUCCCCCCUGUCAUAUACCUGGAUUCAACACCGGUCAUAAACGUCCGUUGCCGAGCGUACCAUCCUCCGACGUGAGCUCACCUAACUCGGGCGGUAGCGUUUCACGAACGCUUACCAUUUUCGCCGUUUUCGGGGUUAUUUUGCCCGUACACAUGCGUUUUCGUCAGUUUAACGCUCACAAUAAUUUACCAUAGCACUUGUUUUAUUUCGCCGUCGCGGCACACAAUCUUUUUUCAGUCGUUUGCGCCUAUCGAAUCGAAGAUAUGAUUCGUUGGAGCCGUCAGCCUGAUUUUUUGCGUUUUUUUUUCGCGAUAAUUUUUUUUAUUAUUGUUAUAAUAAUAUUUCUAAUAUAUCUUCAUUACACGGUUUUAAUAUUGCCACAAAAUUAAUUUUCAAUUUUUUUUUAUUUUUGAAACAUUGGCACCGACAAUAAUGACGUAUUGACAAGGCCCCUACAAUAUUUAAAAUUAAUACUGUCACAAUAUUCAGAUGUAUAUUGUUAAAACAUUUUAAAGAAAUAUUAUUAACACAUUUUCUCGGUUGCCAUGGGUUAUUGUGAAAACAUUUAGAACAUAUUUUUACAGUAGGUAUAAAACGAACCAAUAAAACACAUUGUGUCAAUGUUAAUAUUUUUUUGCAGAUUAGUUAAGGACAUUGUGAAAAUAUAAUAUUGCUAUAUGUUUAGUUACAAAUAGCACACGCAUUAUCGUUAAACUAAGUAUUUAAAUUACAUAGGUACAUACCUUAUAAUAUACAGAAGGUCCACCAUGUUCGACGGUUUUUUCUAGAGCUGUUAAUACUCAUAUUUUUCAAUUCGAUAUGCUUUUUUUUUUAAGGGGACGUGUAUUUAGAGAAAAAAUAAAUUUUUGUUUUCAUCUAUCGCUAAAUUUUAAAAAAAAGUUGAUUUUCAAUUUUAACAAAUUUUUUAAAAUUUCUAUUUCGUAAAAGAUAUUCUAAAAAUGUGUAUACAUUCACACUCAAUCUAUAGUUUUUUCACCGGUUUAAUUCAAAACAUUUUUAAAUUUAUAAUACAAUAAAUCAAGUUAUACUUUAUCACGUUAGGCGGUAUAGUCUUAUUUUCACAUCAAAACCAUUUUUUUUUGUAAUAUUAAAAGCUCUAGAAAAAUUCGUCAAACACAGUAGGACAUCCACUAUAAUAUUUAUAUAUUCUUUUUACGGUGGAUGGUAAAAAAAAACAUUAAUAGAUUAUAAUACCAUUAAACUAUUUGAUCCGAAUAAAAUAUGCUGCGAUAAUCAGCGCUCGUGUUACAAAUAAAAUAUGAUUGCUUAAUACUUAUAGUUUUUUAAUUUUCAAUUUUUUUUUUUUUUAUUUAUUGUUUGUUACAAUGUCAGUAUAAAUCAAUAUUACGAUCAUAUAAUUAUAAUGGUGAAAAUUAUUAUUAUGUAAUUUUAUUUUCGAUUCAUAAUCUAUAAUAUUACAUAUACGAUUAGCAGAUAAUUAUUGUUAAGAUCCAAUUUCAAUGCGAAACGCCAUAUUUUUUCCAAUGAUUUUAAACAAUGCUUUCCAAGUAUACAUAGUUUGAUUCGUUUAACAUCGAAUACGUCAAACUUCUAUUUGGGUCUUUUUUUUUUUUAUUACAUUUUUCAUUUUUCAUUUUCAUUAUUCAUUAUUUUAGCAAUUUUUCAGCCAUUUUUUUUCGUUAUAUUUCAUAUUCGUACAAUAACACGAGCAUAAUGUAAUAUACUAUUUGUACAUAAUACGAUCAUAAAUUAAAAUAUAUACUUGGUAUGCAUUGAUACGACUUAAUAAUUUAAAUUUAGACAAUUCAGAAUAUUUCUCAUGUUUUCCGAGUUUUCCAGUCGAUCGGUCAAAUACAUCCCCCCAAUCAAUAUUAUCGUCACUAGUCACAAGACACAUAUUUUUCAAUUUUCUGUUUUGUUUUAAAUAAAAUAAAAAUAUUAUAAAUUACUCAAUAAAAUAAUAAAUUUAAAAAAAAAUAUAUAUAUAUGCCAUUUUCGCAGUAAAAUUUAUUUUUUAAAGACAUGAUUACCUUUUUUAGAACAUUUUUCGAUGUUUUUUAGUACAUUUAAAUCCGGGCUCUAAUUAUUAUUAUUAUAUAAUUUUUGCUUUGCAUAAGCCUUCAAGGCUUAUCCGUAUAUCCCCGUUUAAGGAGUCCCGCUUAUCGAUACUUACCGAUUUAUCAACCACUCUUAUAUCCUGUUGAUUUACUCUGUCUGGUUACCAUGGAACUCGAAGCCACCGACACUUGGCCGUUUUCCGGAUCAAUUUUCGAUCAUCGCGUUUUUAAUGAAACCGUUGUCGGCUCACCGUCGCACAAUAGGUCCGGCCCACUCCGGUCGUUCGGCAUAAUAUUAAAAAAAUUUUAAUUUUAGCUUAAUAUUAUCCGAUUAACAUAUGAUAGGUACAAUAUUCAAAUAUGUACCUUUAUAAACAGCUUAUUUAGUAAAAACAUACACACAGUGGGUUUCACGACGAUCUGACACUUGAAAUAACUUUUGUUCUAUUCAAUAUUCUUAAUAUAUAUAUAUAUACAUAUGUAGUUUAAAUAAGUAUAGUACAUCUCACUACAGUUAAUACAUUACAUUUUUUUUCGGCGAGAGAUUUUGAAAGAAAACAUUUUAAAUUUUACUAUAUUUUAUCAAAUAAAAUUUAAAAUUGUAAUUUUUUAAAAUAGUUUUUUAGAACACUUUUGGUGGUUGAAACUUUUAUUUAGGUAUACGAUCUUUUAUUUUCUAAAAAUGUUUGAAGUUUAGGCAAAUAUGAAUAUUAUCCUGAUUUAUAAUCCGCUAUAAUUUUUAAUCAGAAGUCAGAGCACAUCAAACGACAAGGAAAUUUUUCAGUUAGUUCUUUUCAGAGUUAAUAUCAUACAAUAAUACUACUGCGGACUACUGAUUAAAUAAUAUAAUAGACUAUGUAAACCACAAUAAUUUAAACGUUUGCGAAAAAUUUGAAAAAUAAAACACUAUGCAUAAACAAAAGUUUCAACCGCCAAAAAUCUAUUUUAUUAAAUGGCUAUUUUUAAUUUUUUUUUUUUAAUUUACAGUAAAAUUUUAAAUGUUUUAUUCCAAGUUCCCCUACCGAAAUCAAACAAAUUUAAUAUAUCAAAAAAAAUUGUUUCUAUUGUUAAAAUAGUAAAGGUAUUAUAUUUAAAAAUAGCUAUCAAAAAAUGAAAACGUGUCGCAACCUAAAAUAUAUAAAACAAAACUAACUAAUAUAGAUAACGUUCAUUCAGAUAAUAAUAUUACAACAGUUUAUUUGUUUUUGUUUUUUGAAUACUAUAAUAUUAUUCGUCUUAUUUUAUUUUUUACUUGUACAGGGUGUAACAGAACUAUUUAACAUUUUUAGAUUGUAGUUACAUUUAUAUAGUCCAGUUACACCCUAUGUAUAUACGAAUCAACCCAAAUAUUUUAUAAAUUUAAACACACCCAAACGCAUUACUUAGUUGUAUUGUACAUGGCGUUAAUUUUAUAAAUUAAUAAUAAUUUUGAUCGAUUUUUCAAUGUUUUGUAUUGAUUCAAAGUUGUAUCAGUAUUGACAACCGUACUUGGUACGAUACGAUUACUAGUCUCUGUCCGACGAUAUUAAUUUUACAUUUAUUUCGGGUUGUUUUUUUUGUUAAAAAUCGAAAUUAUCAUUUUCAUUUAAAUCUUCGCAAAACCGAUACAUUAAUUUACACGAAUUAAAUUACACCGACAUAUUCAAAUUACCUAUGUUAUUAUGUAAUUAUCCAGGAUUACAUCCGAUGGCUUUAAAGGGCACCCGUACCGGUGUAAUCGUCGCUUUGUCGUCGAGCGAAACCUGCGAUUGGUGGUCCAAAGACGGAGAGAAAGUCAACGGAUACGAAUACAUCGGUACGUCGAGAACAAUGUGCGCCAAUCGCAUAUCGAACUUUUUCGAUUUAAAAGGUAAACGAAACUAUUUGAACAAUACGCGUAGCUAUUAUAAUAAACCAUUAUAAUACCUAUAUCGAAUAACAAUUGAUUAUUUGUUGGUUAAUUAACUUUGUUUAUCGAUCAUUGUCAUCAGGACCUAGUUAUUCCAUCGAUACGGCGUCUUCGACCAGUUUGAUCGCUCUCCACCAAGGGUUCAAGCUCAUCCAGGACGGCGUUGUCGAUAACUGUAUUGUAGGGGGUACCGAUCUCGUACUGAACCCCACCGUUUGUCUCAUGUUCCAAAAAUUGAACAUGUUGUCGCCCGGUGGCAAGUGCCGAUCGUUUGACGCUGAAGGUAUAUGAUGCACAUUUGAAUUUUGAUAUGAUUAUCGUCAGGGCUCGGAAAUUUAUAAGGAUUUAAGCGAUCAAAAACGUCGAAAAAGACUUGAAAUUGCAUUUAGAAAAAAUUAUUUUUAAAAUGAACGUCACAGUAGAAUCGCUCCCCGUAUAAUCCUCUUAAGUAAAGAGCCUCCCUCAAAAUUAAAAAAGCCCACAAGGGAGCAGUACAGUCCACGUUGAGAACCACUGCUCUAAAUUAUAUAAAAGAAAUGUUUCAAACACUAAAAAAAUUAUUUACCCAAGUUUUUAAAUAAAAUUGUAUGUAUUAUAAAAAAAAUAUUUUGUGUUGAUCGUUUUUGUAGUAUUAGAAAAUUGCAUUUAACGCUCAGAGCUGUUACGAGGGGAGGAGAAAGUGCAAAUAUUUGGUUUUUAAAUAUUUUGUCAGGGUUCUUUUGACGUUUUUAAGCUGUUUUCUGUAGAUUUCAUAUGCAUAGAGUUCUGAGCCCCGAUUAUCGCGAUAAUUCACAAAGAUUCCAAAAAUUAAACAACGUGUAUUUCUAUACAGAAAUUCUAAUCAAGUGAUAUAAUAUUAUCAUAUAGGUGACGGAUACGUACGGUCGGAAGGCGCCAUCGCGGUGUUGUUGCAAAAAGCCAAAGUAGCGAAACGUAUCUACUCCAGUAUCUUGAAUACCGGUAGCAACGCGGACGGUUACAAAGACGACGGUAUCACUUUCCCGUCGCAGGAAAUGCAAAUUUCCCUGUUUCAACAAGUCCAAAACGAGAUCGGCGUCAACGGCUCGCAUUUGUCGUUCAUGGAAGCUCACGGAUCCGCUACUAAAGUGAGGAGCCAUGUCAUAAAUAAAUUUUAGGAUUUUCUUUUUCUUUUUUUUUUUAACAAAAAUGUAUUUAUAUGUAUGCGUUAUGUUUACUAAUAGGUAGGAGACCGUCAAGAAGUCGGUGCCAUUGUCGAAGUAUUCUGUAAAGGCCGAAAAUAUCCACUGCCCAUCGGCGCACUUAAAUCCAACAUGGGUCAUGGGGAACCGGCAUCCGCGUUGAGCGCCGUCAUCAAGGUCCUCGUAGCUAUGGAAUGCAGACUUUUGCCACCCAACUUGCACUACAAUAUCCCGAAUCCGGACAUCCCGGCCUUAGUAGACGGGAGAUUAUCCGUUAGUAUUAGCAACUAUGGCCAUUGUGGUUUGUUUUACCAUAUUAAUGAUAUUGAACAUUUCGUAAAAGGUCGUCACCAAAGUAACACCGUGGAACGGUGGUAUCGUGGCUGUCAACUCUUUCGGAGUCGGCGGUGCCAACGGACAUUGUUUAAUGAAGUCGUACACCAAAGAGAAGGCCGGCCCGAUAACUCUGGAAGAACAACUGCCCAGACUGGUGAUCGCGUCCGCCCGAAACGAAAGCGCUAUCAAAUUCAUGAUAAACAGAGUACCUACAAUAUACCAGUCUACUCAACAUAUUCGCAUUAAUUUCGUUUCUAAAAGUAUGUGAUUUUACUUUUUUUAUUAGAUCGACCAAAUGCCCAGAGACAAGGAAUUCUACGCUUUGCUGUACGGAGUUCAGAGCGAAAAUAUCGUCGGUCACAAGUACAGAGGAUACAUUCUGUUCAACGGAAUGUACGAUAAAACUCGUCAGUAUGCGGUAUGAAAACAAUGUGAACAGAAAAAAAUCCAACAAAACCUUUAUAACUAUAUCUUGCCGUAUCUGAUUAAAGGCGUACAACGGUCAAAAGAAACCGGUUGUAUUCGUUUUACCGGGCGCCGAAACAAACUGGGGUGACGUGGGCAAUCAGCUACAAAAGUUGCACGUGUUCAAAGAGUCUAUCGCGCAGAGUGCGAGCGUGUUGGACAAGAAAGGAUUCAAUUUGUAUUCCGUACUGAAAUCGACGGAUCCCGUAGCGCUCCAAGACCCGCUGUUGUCAGUGGUCGCCUCUACCGUUAUUCAAGUAUUGUUCUUUUCUUAUGCUUUCCCAAUAAUUAUAGAAAAAAAAUCACGAUAACUGUGGUAAUUUGUACGUUUGUAAAAUAUUUUUUGUGUAGGUGGCACUUUUGGACGUCCUCGCGAAUCUGAAAAUAUCGCCGGAUUACAUUGUAGGAGAAUCGUUCGGCGAACUAGCCGCCGCUUACGCCGAAAAUGUUUUGACCGCGGAAGAAGCCGUUUUGUCGGCUUACGCAAUCGGAAGCGUGUUGGCCGAGGCGAAAAUCGCUGCGUCACAAGACGUGUCGAAAGUCACCAAACAAUUGCAAUCCGCAUUGCAGUCUGUGAGUAUACAGUCACCGAAUCGAUUUUACCAUAAGGGUUCUUUUACGGUUUUUUUUCUCCCCCCCCCCAAUCACAGGUCAUCGCACAACCUAAAUCGAUUUCUUCUCGCUGGGUUAGCGCCUCGCAAACGUUGGGAAGCCAGCCGCUGACAUCCGCCUACUUUGUAGGUUUAGCCGCGCAGUCCACACUCCAGGCACGUAUAACAUUGAUUAUUCAGUACAUAAUGGCGAACGAUUUCGCCAAACUAAUAUUAUUAAUUUCUAUUACGUUCGAUUAUAGGAUUCGUUGGCGAAAUGUCCGGCCAACGCGAUUUACGUUCAAGUUCUCGGCCAAUCGAAAACCGAAAAUUACUUUGCCGACAAUUCCAAAGACGGCGCCGUAACCGUGAAUCUGGUCAAGGACGCCAACGACUCGUACAAGCAAUUGUUGUUGAGCGUCGGAGAGUAUGUUAAACGAUGAAUAUUUAUUUUUCAAUACGGGAGUUAUAUAAUGUCCACGUUAUAAUACUAUUUUGUAGGUUGUUUAACGCGGGCCUUCAACCGCAAGUCGAACACCUGUAUCCGCCGGUGAAAUUCCCCGUAUCGGCCCGUACUCCGAUGAUACAAUCGUUGGUCGAAUGGGAUCACUCAGUCAAAUGGGACGUCAUCGGUUUCCACGGCAAGGUAUCUAUAAUGAAAUAUUUAAACACUAAUAAAAAUUUACGAAUUGUGAAUGAACGAGUGUGUCCGUCGAUAUUAUAGCCCCCUUCCACCACCGGAGAAGUUGUAUUGAACGUAAACGUCGAUUCGGACGAAUACAGUUUUUUGAAAGCCACCAAGAUCGACGGUUUGCCCAUUAUACCUUACGCCGGUUAUCUGGUGAGUCUUUUUUUAUUAUACGAAUUAUUAACAUUGUUUUUAGGUAUAUAUCGGUUUAUUCGUUUGAUUUACGUACAUUAUAGGCUUUGGUAUGGAAAGGUUUUGCUGAACUAAUGCGACGAGAACCGGAAGAGAUCGCGGUUGUGUUCAACAAUGUAGAAUUCUUGAGGAAGACGGUUGUCCCAGAAGAAGGUACGUCGGCAAUUAUUAUACAUUUUGUACAUAGUAUAUUAAUUUGUACACUGAUGACAAAACUGAUAUUAUUAAUCGUAUAGAUCCGAUCAAGUUUGUUUUGAGCGUAUUGGUGUCAGGAGAAUUUGAACUCAAAGAAUCAAACGAUAUCGUAGCCUCCGGUCAAAUCAGCUUGUCAACUACCAUUGAUAAAGAGUUGUUAAAUUUGGCAGCACCCAAAACGAAAAAGGAUGAAUUCUUACCGUUAGAGUCGGCUGAAAUUUACAAGGAAUUGCGUUUGAAAGGUUACGACUACAAAGGUCUAUUCAGAGGCAUCCAAUUGAUCGAUAACACUGGUACACAAAAUAUUUAAUUAAUUAAUUUUGUUUUUAGUUUUAUAAUUGUAUACGUAAUAUUAUUACUAAAUUUCAAACUAAACAAUGAUGUGAUUUAAAAAAAAAAACACAUUGUUUUAGGAUACAACGCCAAGGUAUCGUUUAACGGAAAUUGGUUCGCAUUUUUGGAAAAUCUUUUCCAAAUACCGAUAUUCCAAUUGAACAAUUACAAUUUACACGUUCCGAAAUUCGUAAAAAAAGUAGUCAUCGAUCCGUUGAGGCAAACAAAUCAAGCAGAAAGUCUAUCAAAUGGUAGUAAUAUAAUCGUAUUGAUAAUAAUAUUCAUUAAAUGUCAAAGAAAACACCUAAUCAUUUUUAAUAUUUUUUACUUUGCUAGUGAUACCGGCUACUUAUUACAAGUAUGUCGAUGUUAUUAAAGCCGGAAGCGUUGAAGUCCGGGGAUUACAAUUGGAGCAAGUCCCGUUGAGAAAUAAAGGACAAAAAGAUCCCAAUUUGGAAUUUUACACUUUCCAACCAUACGUUUCGGUCAAGGUAAAUAAACAAUAAUAAUACUGUGGAACGUAUUUAACACGAUGAUAAUUUUCUAUCUCGCGUUUACUACCUACGUAUAUUUUCAGCCCACGGUAUACGCUCUGGACACAUGCGUUCAAUUGGCGUUGGAAAACAGUGGCGGAGCUCUUAAGUUGAAGGUAGCCGAAGUGGGUACUGGCAGACAAUUGGAAUCGCUGUACGCUAAGACCGUCAUCGACGUUAUCAGCACCGAGCCGAUACCCAGCGUAAGUGUACCUGUAAUAUAAAAUUAUAAAAACAAUUAAAAUAUUAUAUUUUACCAUGUUGAAUUUGCGGGUGUCAAUGACAGGCGGAAGUGACCGUGUUCACGAACAAUCCUGCCCCGAUUACGGAACAACUCGAGGAAUUCGGUGUCCGCGUAACGGAAAAAGACGUGUACGGCUCAGAAGCCAUAGAUUCCAAUUGUAAUCUGGUUAUUGCCGUUGACCAAUUCAGCAAUGCGGGUUUGGUGAAAAACGCCAUCGACAGCUUGAAAGUCGGCGGGUGCGUGUUGUUCGUCGAAAGCAAAAAACCGUCUGAGCAACAGCUCAACUCGACGGGACUGGUUCUGGUGGCAAGCUUACAAUCACAAGACAAUAAAACAUUCGUUCUCCUCCGAAAGGUUAAUGAAAAUCCAGUAGUAAUUUAAAAUCAUGUAUAGAAAACGGUUCAAAGAAUCAGUAAUGACUUUACGAUUGUAUUCGAUUCUGUAGACUGCAGUGUACAGGUCCGAGCCAAUUGUGGUCAACUGCUCUGGCAAAGAUUUUUCCUGGAUCGAAACGUUCAAAUCGGCACUGCAACAAGCCGAACAAGAAAACAAACAAUUGCUUUUGGUCAGCCAAGGCGUCGAAUACUCUGGAAUAUUAGGUUUCGUGAAUUGCGUCCGCUUGGAAGAAAACGGAAGUUCGCUGAGGUACGUAUUUCCUAUAACAUAUAGAUAUCGAUCGUUUUUCCCAUAAUAGGCACUCCUAUAUAUAUAUAUUUAUAUUAUAAUAUUAAUAUCGUUUAAUGAAUCCAGAUGUCUAUUCGUCGAAGACCCGAAAGCACCGAAAUUUUCGUUGUCAUCCGAUUUCUAUCAAAAGCAGUUGAAAAAAGAUUUGACGGUCAACAUUUACCGCGACGGUGUUUGGGGCAGCAACAGACAUUUCCUACUGGAAGACCAGUCUAGCAACGCGCCCGUGCCUAAAGAAUACGCAUACAUCGCCCCGACGAAAGUCGGCGACUUGUCGACGUUGAAAUGGAUCGAAGGACGUCUGCAAUACUUUAAGUAAAAUACGCAAUAUAAAUUUAUACCGAAACGAAAACUAUCUCGAGUCGUUUUCAAACAUAAUUGUUUUUUACUAAACGAUCUUCUGGUUUUUAGUCCUCAAGACCACCCUGGACGGGAAUUGUGCACCGUGUACUACGCGCCGAUAAACCACAUGGACGUCUUGUUCGCAGACGGUUCUUGGUUGCCGUUCUUCAACGCGGACACGGCCAAUCAGGGCGCUUAUCUGGGCCGUGAAUUUGCCGGCCGUAACACCAAAGGACAGCGCGUGUUCGGUUUGGUGUCCGGCAGCGCAUUGGCCACGCACGUGUUGGCCGACAAUUCCACUCUGUGGGAAGUCCCGGACAAAUGGACUCUCGAACAAGCAUCCACCGUUUCCGUCGCAUACAUACUGGUGAGUUACGGCGAUGAAUUGAAUUACGAUCUAUUAAACAAAAUUUAAAAAACGGCAUUUAUGUAUAUUAUUUUAGGCUUAUUACGGGUUGUACAUACGCGGUAAAAUCCAACCGAACGAGUCGGUAUUCCUUAACGCCGGCACGAAUUACACCGUUUUGGCCGCGCUUAACAUCUUGCAAAACAGCAACGUGACCGUUUACGUUGCGGUGGACAACGAAUCGCAAAGACAAUAUCUACACAAGAACUACCCCAAGGUUCGCCGUACAAUACCACGUGUAUCUCGUGACAUUUUAUUUAAAUGGGUAUCGUUUUUUGAUUGUUCAGGUACCCAAGGAGAAUAUUGUCAGUAGCAAAUUCGCGGAACAAGAGAUCCUUGAGAAGACCAACGGUAAAGGCGUGAACGUUAUUUUCAACACGGUCGAAUCCACCCCGUACAAAUUACAGAGUUUCAUUCAUACCGUCGCGGAAAACGGCCGUGUUAUUGAAUUCGAAAAACAAAAACAAGCCAUCGAAUCUAUCGGUAAGUAUUUAUCCACUCGCGCGAUUGGGUAAACUUAAUAAAACUAUCCAGUCCAUAAUAAUUCUACACGACAUUAUAUUACAUCGCGCAGGUGUUACCGGAAACCUGAGGAACAUUACAAUUGUAAAAAUGAACUUGAAGACGUUAUUCCAAGGGAAAUAUUCGCUCUCCGACAAACAGGAGCUUCACAAGCUUAUCGCACAGGGUAUCAAAUCUGGCAGCGUACAGCCGUUGCCUGCGAAUGUUUACACUAUUGACCAAAACUUAAAAGAUGCCUUCGAGUGAGUCAUUCUAUGAUAAUUGUAUUUUAAUACAUAGUAUUAUUAUUUAAUUAAAUACGUUUUUAAUAAUCACGAUGUUUACCGUUUGUAUAUUAUCCAGUGUGACUGUUAGUUUCAACUAUUACGGUAAAAUUGUCCUCAAAGUUCGCGACGAAGAAUCGAAAAAAACCGUCGUUCCGGUACCCAAAAAAGUAUUGGCCGUACCGAAGACUUUCGUCGAUCCGGCCAAAGCAUACGUCGUAAUCGGUACCUCUAUUAUAACGCUGAAUUUCAUUUCCUCUUCUUGUCAAUCUAGUUUCUAAUUUUGUAAUUAUUUUAUUUAAUUUGAAGGCGGUUUGAACGAUUUCGGUCUACAAAUGGCAAACUUCUUGGUGACCAGAGGCGCAAAGAAACUGGUGUUGGUUUCCGACAGCGGAGUUAAUUCCGGAUUCCAAUCUCUGUUCAUCAGAAGAUGGAAAGAAAGCGGCGUCGACGUCGUUACCGUUGUAUACGAUACGACCAAACCCACCGAAGCCGAAGCCCUGUUGAAGGAAGCCAACAAACUGGGACCCGUCGCCGGAAUAUUCCAACUGGAAGACGUAUUGCACGGCGCCACGGUUUCCGACCUGACCGCGUCCGAUUUCAGCUCGGCGAUCGACAAGAAAUUCGCGUCAACCAUCAAUCUCGACGUAGCCUCGAGAAAAUUAUGUCCGCAACUCGAGCGGUUCUUCGUCUGGUCCUCGGGAGCUUCCGGUCACGGCGCAGCCGGCCAAGCCAACUACGGUUACGCCGACGCAGCACUGGCGAAAAUAUCCGAAGCUCGACAAGCCGCCGGCUACCCUUCGGUAAUUAAUUAUUGAUUAUCCGACGUUAUUAUUAUUAUUGUACAAUGCAAUAACGUAUUAUGUUGUCGUACGAACUUUCAGACCGUUGUCGAAUGGGAAGCCAUCGGUGACGUGGGCCCGGUGUACGAGUCCUCCGGCAACAACGACGCAGUGGUGGCGGGCGCCUUACUCCAAAGCGUCGCGUCGUGUUUAAACGUCGUCGACAACUAUUUGCAACAGUCUUACGCCGUCCUCUCGAGUGCCGUACUGGUCGACAAGAAGGUGGCCAACGUCGAAUCGGCUUCCACCGGACCUAUGUACGCCGUCGCCAAAGUUUUAGGUAAUUCUCGCUUACUUAUCAUGAUACACCAUUAUACAUGCACGCUCUUUUUCAUCGGGCCGCCCGACUAAAACGAACGCGUUUCCCGUCGAUUGCAGGUAUCAAAGAUCCGAAGACCGUUUUGGGCACGUCCACGUUGGUCGAACUCGGUUUGGACUCGUUGUUGGGAACCGACAUCAAACAGGUGCUGGAACAAGAUUUCAACAUCGAGUUCAGCGCCAAAGAAAUCAGAGAGUUGACGUUCAACGUGCUCAAAGAACUUUCGGCCAACUGA
Molecule: messenger RNA, 14535 nt
Organism: Cinara cedri
Lineage: Eukaryota; Metazoa; Arthropoda; Insecta; Hemiptera; Aphididae
Source: the annotation of a GenBank genome assembly